CUUAAAAAAAAAUAAUAAUAAUUUAUAAGAAAAAUAAAACCAAUUUUACUUAAAAAAAAGUGCAAAAUGGCAGCAAUCACAGUAAAGGAUUAUCUCUACGACAGCACAACUUAUGCACCGCAAACAACAUACGCUGACGCCGACGACUUCAUCACCACCAACGUCGCGGACUACACGGAGCGCCCUCUCCUCAAUUUGGCAGCAGUCACGCCAGAUGGCGUAGUCGACCGGCUGCUACAUUCCGGCGAGCAAUUGUCACAUAACCAAAUCACCUUCGAGAUACCAUCACAUCACGAUCUCGAGCACAUCAAUAAGCUGCACACAUUCAAUACACUGUUGCAGCGCAUUGGCAAUGUGGCAUACGAUACUGUUGCAACGAACGGUGGGCAUAGUCGGUCAAUGGCGGUGGCAGAAAGCUCGCGUCCCUUUGGCGUGGAUGCCAGCGGUGAACGCAUAACGAGCGAACAAAUCUCCAAGAGUGCGGUGCUGAAUUUGGCCGAUAUCAAGAGUGGUGUCAGUGGCAGUGUGGGUGGCAGUUUCUUGGAGGAUUUCUUCGGCAAUGCCGAUAUGCAUGCGGUGGUCAAUUAUUUGUGGUUUGGUGUCGUUGUUGCGUUGGUGGUGCUCUCCGUGAUUUUCAUUAUAUUCUCCUGCUAUUUUUAUCGCAAAUUCCGGCACUGGAAGGAAUGCAAUAAGGACAUACGCAAUCACUUGAACGGCGACAUGUACACCGAUGGCCAUCUUGUCGUUUGCGAUCGCUUAAUGGACGCCCAUGGCCAACAUAUGGCAACAGCUGCCGCUGCCGCCUAUUAUCAACAGCAAAUGGAAUCACCACCUUGCUACACCAUCGCCACUGGCCUGCCAACGUACGAUGAGGCAUUGCAUCAUCAUCAACAGCAUUUCUCCUACGGCAUGAAAUUCAUGUAUCCUUCGAUUACGGCUGUGCAUCAUCAUCCGGCAAUUGCUGGUGUUUAUAGCAGCAACACCCACAGCAACGGCGUAUUAACAAACACGGUGAAGCAGCAAUGUGACGAGCAACAACAACAAGUGCAAGUGCUAGAACAACAGCUAAUGAAGCAGAAAUCACACAAAGUGUCGCCGAACACAGCGCGGUCGUCGUCGGCGGAGUUGGUCAUGCCCGCCACCUACGAUAUUGCAGAUUUACAUGGACUCAAUUUGCCAUUGACAGCAAUGAGUGUUACAGCACCGCUGUUGGGUGUUCAAGCGAGCACAGAGAAAUUAUCAGCCACACUGGACGAAGUGCUUACCAUUCGCUUGGAUGAGAUGACACCAACGGCUACGCUGCCUACGGUCACGACGGCCACAACAACAACGCGUCGUCCAACCAUGUUCUAUAAUGAGUUGGCGCGCGACUGCGGUGCUGGCGAGGAGCAGCUGUGUAGCGCAGUGACGAUAGCGUGAUCGCAUUAAACACGCGCCAAUGCCGGAGCACGAAGUCGCUGGUCCGUAUGGAGAGGGGCCGCUGUGUGCUAGCCUUGUAAAUAUCUGUAUAUAACUGUGUAAAUAAACUGCCGCUGGCCGAAGUAUGAUAAAUAAGCCAACCACUGCUGCUGCUGCUGCUGCUACUUGUAUAGGCUCACAAGCGAACACAGAGAGACUAAUUAACGUAAUGACAUUUCAAAUGAGUCUGUAAAACGCAAUGUCUAUACUUCUUUAGUUAAUUCAAAUGGAGAGUUAGAUUAAUUUCAUAUUUUUUUCUUAAAACUGGUUCUAUCUCGGCUUGCUUUAAUUUGAAAGAAAUGUUUAAAACUACAUUUUUUUGUAUCCAAAAAUGUCAUAAUUUCUUUAAUAAAAAUAAAUUAUUUAUUUUUUCAUUUAAGUUAUUAAUUAAUUUGUUUAAAAAGACUGAUUGUUCAUUAUAGUUGCGUAUAAACAUUUUUAUAUGUAAUUUGCAUGUAAAUUAUCAACAUACACGUACACAGGUAGUUAUGUAGGUAUGUAUUACAUAUUUCUGAAUACAUAUUUAGUUAGCAAGCAAAUGCAAGUAGUAAAAUGUAUUUAUCAACAAAAUUUGUAAAAAUAGUUAAGUAUUUCGAUAGUUAAAUAAGUAAAUUAAAUG
This is a messenger RNA of Ceratitis capitata (Mediterranean fruit fly), 2077 nucleotides long. RefSeq names its product protein commissureless 1 (gene comm). Gene Ontology annotation, biological process: axon guidance. The record is from RefSeq and is a predicted model, not a curated record. NCBI's taxonomy places the organism in Eukaryota, Metazoa, Arthropoda, Insecta, Diptera, Tephritidae. The transcript has 2 exons. The coding region runs from base 67 to 1419 and encodes 450 amino acids.